This is a messenger RNA of Penaeus indicus, 993 nucleotides long. RefSeq names its product sucrase-isomaltase, intestinal-like. Lineage: Eukaryota; Metazoa; Arthropoda; Malacostraca; Decapoda; Penaeidae. Gene Ontology annotation, molecular function: alpha-1,4-glucosidase activity. The coding region runs from base 1 to 993 and encodes 330 amino acids. The record is from RefSeq and is a predicted model, not a curated record. The transcript is spliced from 4 exons.
AUGCCAGGAUUGACAUUUGGCUGUGCAUUGUUAGAGAACACAAUUGAUAUCUGCCACAGCAAGGGUUCUGAAGAUUCAUACAACGGCUUUUGCACCUUACGGUCGUGCUGGUGUUGUAGGACACGUUGCGCCCCCCUUCUCCUCCCGCUCACUCUCCUCGAUGGGACGUCUGUGAGACUUCUGUGUGGUCGUUGGGCAGUCCUUGACAGUUGCUGUCCGCUUUAUGUCGCGCUCUCAAGCCGGGAAACAAGCAGAGGACCCCGGCGAGAGGUGGAAAGUGUGGGCUCGGGAUCUGAGGCACUCCGUUCGGAGGCCCUGUUUUCGGCACUCUUUGACCUUUGGCCCGCGCGGGGUCCUGUUCGCGGUGCGGCAUUUCUUAGACACCCUGCAGUCUUGUUAGUCACAGAGCUUCCCCCGGAGCCGCUGCCUGUGUCUGGCACCCAUAUUUCCUACUCGGCGAUGGAAGGAAAGAGGCUGGGUCAAGCGGAGGAGCGUCCUGGCGAGCGAGUGACGUCACCGGCCCUCGUGGACGUCAUCCCCCUGCACAUCCGGGGCGGUCACAUCCUCCCGACGCAGCGGCCCGCCCUCAACACACAACAAAGCCGCCUCCAGCCCAUGGGCGUGAUCGUGGCCAUCGGUCUGGACAGGAGGGCAAAGGGGGACCUCUUCUGGGACGACGGCGAGGGCGCGCAGACCAUCCAGACCAAGGAGUUCGGUCUCGUUCGCUUCGAGUUCGUGCAGGACGCCCUCACCUCCACCGUCGUCCAGAACGUGAAGGGAAGCCUCGGCGGCCUGAAGCUCCAAGACUUCGAAUUCCUCGGGGUCGAACAGAGGCCGAAGCACGUGGCCCUCGACGGCUCCGAGCUCCCCGAUGCCUCCUGGUCCUACGACGCCGGGAAGAGGAAGCUUCUGGUGAGCGCGGAGGUCGACCUCAACACGGCCUUCACGAUGGUGCUCGGGGAUAUCUGGCGGUAUAAGGUUGAUAUGGAGUGA